This is a messenger RNA of Scylla paramamosain (green mud crab), 3068 nucleotides long. Its product is annotated as N-acetylneuraminate 9-O-acetyltransferase-like. NCBI's taxonomy places the organism in Eukaryota, Metazoa, Arthropoda, Malacostraca, Decapoda, Portunidae. The record is from RefSeq and is a predicted model, not a curated record.
AUUAAAGAAUAGGGGGAGAUAAGUGAAUGAAAGACAACUCAAAGCUACUUUACUACAAACGAAAAGUGAAACAGAAAACCGAAUAAGGGAGACUGUAGUACGCUAAUGAGGUGGAAAAGCGAGAGGAGGAAAUGAGGCCGUAGAAAUAGGAGGAAAGGAGAGUGAAUUCAAAAGAGGAGGAAAUCAGGAGGAGGAAGAGCGGCCGUGUAUGUGAUGGGAUGAAGUGAGGGACGUGUCGCCACUACGCCUCGAGUCACUACCAGGAAGAUCAGCUAAUUGGUGGUGGUGGAGGUGGUGGUGACUCUAGUCUUACCUGCUAUGGUGCUCAUUUCCUGAAGAUAAAGGUUAGCCUCUGGCCUGCCCACUGUGGUGCAAGAUGACAGACAGGGAGGGCAGCCCGCCAGACCUGCAUGCCACCACCUCCAAGCUGCAGCUGCCAGUCAUUGAGGAGCUGAAUCUGUACGUCAACUCAAAGAUAGCCAAAAUCAUUGCAACGGGAGUGGUGAUUGUGUUCAUCACCUACCAUGGAUUCUUGCACGCUGUUGAUGGAGGAGACUCGUGUCAGCGGCUGCUCUCUGACGGCCGGUUCCAGGGAGCGCUGGUGUGGCAGCCGUAUGGGUGCAUGCUGCACACAUACUCCAACACAGACUCUCGGCGCUGCAUGCGGUACGUGGCGUUCCUCAAGCAGCAGAACCACAUGCUAUUUGUUGGAGACUCAAGGAUACGGCAGAUGUUCCUGGCCAUGGUGAAGCAGAUUGCCGUGACCCACCCCAAGCUGCCCGAGUCUCCCCACGAGGACCUGCACUACAACGACACCAACCUGCACCUCAACAUUGACUUUUACUGGCGCCCAAACAUUGACGAGGAGUUUGCUAAGAUUAUUGGACAUCUCAAGAGGAAGUCACCGCUGCCCAAGCUGAUUGUGAUGGGCAGUGCCACUCACUCCAUCAAGAACCACAAUGGCUCGGCUGCUGCGCUGGAUGCUUACAAGAAAAACAUCACUGCCAUCUCAUCCGCGCUGGAUCAGAUAGGCAACCGCACCCGCCUGCUGUGGAUGCUUCAGGAUCCGGUGGUCCCCGAGAGACUCAAGCCCCACCAGUGUGCCAUCACCAACGAUCAGCUGGACCUCUACAACAUGGCAGCAAUGGAGGUUCUGUAUGACACCAAGGUGAGGAUCUGGUCCAGCUCGCGCCUGGUGGCUCAGGGCAGCAUUGGUGGCUUCACGGACGGCAUCCAUGCUGGGGAGGUGGCCGUCAAGUACGACACGCAGAUCUUGAUGAACCUGUACUGCAAUGAUCACCUCAACUUCAAUGAUGGCACGUGCUGCAACUCCAGAGAGGCUGUGACCAUGACGCAGAUUGCAACCUUCGCUGCUCUCUGCUUCUGCCCCAUCAUCAUGAUCGCUGUGGCAGUCAAGCAGUGGUUCUGUGUCUCGAAUCACAUGGGAGGAGGAGGAGGCGGAGGAGGAGGAGCAGGUGGAGGAGGAGGAGGGGGAGGAGGUGGGACAUUGCCAGCAGCCCCGUCCUCGUUGCCCAGUGCGGAGUGUUCCCAGCACCGCCACAAGGCAGCCAGCGUGGACAUGAGGGGUGACCUGCACUCCUCCUACAGGGAGUUCCUCUUUGCACUGGGGAAGCUUGGUCUCAUCAUGGGAUACUUCUUCCUUUGUGACAGAACCAGUUUGUUUAUGAAGGAAAACAAGUACUUCUCUCACCUCAACUUCUGGCUGCCAUGGGGCUACGUGUUUGCCCUGGGCCUCUUCUUCACUGAGGACACGUCACACACCAGGCUGCUGCACCGCGACAUGACUGAUGAGUGGAAGGGUUGGAUGCAGCUGGUGAUCCUCAUCUACCACAUGACAGGGGCCUCACAGGUGCUGCCAGUGUACAUGCAUGUGAGGGUGCUGGUAUCCUCCUACCUGUUCCUCACUGGCUAUGGCCACUUCUCCUACUACUGGACUGCCGGGGACAUGGGCAUUGUGCGGUACUGUCAGGUAAUGUUCCGCAUCAACUUUGUGGUGGUGAUCCUGUGCCUGGUGAUGAAUCGUCCCUACCAGUUCUACUACUUUGUGCCACUGGUGUCGUUCUGGUACACAGUGAUGCACGUGACGCUGGUGCUGCCGCCACGCAUCACCCCGGCCAGCACACGCCAACUCAGGCGGUCACCCUUCAAUUACCUGUACAGCAUCAUUAAGUUCAUUGGCCUUGGAGGGUUCAUCACCGUGCUCUUCUUGUCUGAGGUGUUCUUUGAGAAGAUCUUUGUGAUGCGUCCCUGGAAGGCGCUGUUUGUCACCACAGACGAUGACAUUCAUGAGUGGUGGUUCAGGUGGCAGCUGGACAGAUACAGCCUGCUGUACGGCAUGAUGUUCUCGGCUGUGUACAACGGCCUCACACAGUACAGCCUCAUCAAUGACCAGAGCAACUCAAACAUCCUCAGUGCCCGCCUCGCCCUGCUGGUGUCCUUUGCUGCCACUGUCUUCAUUGCCUCCUACACCACCAUGACGGUCAUCUGCACCAACAAGCCGGACUGCAAUGAGAUACACCCCUAUGUGGUCUGGGUGCCAAUCACAGGUUUCAUUGUGCUGCGGAACAUGGUUGGCAUUCUGCGGACCCGCUAUUCGUCUUUCUUUGCCUGGUUUGGCCGCAUCUCUCUGGAGCUGUUCGUGUGCCAGUACCACGUGUGGCUGGCAGCUGACACUCAUGGUGUGCUGGUGCUCAUCCCCUCCUACCCAGUGGCCAAUGUGCUUGUCACCUCCUUCAUCUUCAUCUGCAUUUGCCACGAGCUUCACCACAUCACUGACGUUCUCACACCCUUCCUGGUGCCCAACGACUCCCUGAGGGCUGUGCGGAACCUCUCGGUGUUCCUCUUCCUCCUCAUGGCCAUUGGCGUACAUGAUGGAGUGUUCUAGUGAGUCUCUUUUUGCGUGAGAGAGGCACUGGCCAAAGACAACUAAUGGAGAGAAAAAAGGUCCACCGGAGAGGGCUGGUCACAAAAGAAAGGUCAAAAGAUCAACCAAAACUGGAGGUUGACUGUGUGGAAAAUUCCCUCUUGUGCUGGUGACUCCCCCCUCU